This is a messenger RNA of Mauremys mutica (yellowpond turtle), 1797 nucleotides long. RefSeq names its product histone-lysine N-methyltransferase SUV39H1-like. The record is from RefSeq and is a predicted model, not a curated record. The transcript has 5 exons. Gene Ontology annotation, cellular component: nucleus. Gene Ontology annotation, molecular function: histone H3K9 methyltransferase activity; protein binding; zinc ion binding. NCBI's taxonomy places the organism in Eukaryota, Metazoa, Chordata, Testudines, Geoemydidae. The coding region runs from base 347 to 1657 and encodes 436 amino acids.
GAGGGGGCCGGUUGAGAGCGCGCCAGUGGAACGUUCAGGGGGCUGCCCUCGCGCGCAGGGCGGGAAACGGGGCAGGGCGGAGUGGGGGAGGGGAGAGGCGCUGCCCCCGCUGGUGGGGGGAGGGCGCACGUGACCCUGAGGGUGCCACAGAUUCCCCCAGGGUGCCCCCACCCCACUGGCACAGAGCACCUCCCCUUUGUGGGCUGGCAUUGACCCCGCCCCUACCCCCACGCCAACCCCCCCCGAGGUGGGGUGACCCCCCCAUACACCCUUGCCAACCACCGUAUGUGGGGUGAGCCCCCUGUAUGCCCACACCGACCCCCCUGUACGUGGGGUGACCCUGAGUAUGCUCACGCCAACCCCCCCGAUGCAGGGCUGUGCCGUGUGCUGCAAGUCCUCAUGGUCCCAGCUGCAGGACCUGUGCCGGCUGGAGAGGGUUCGCUGCCCCUCGCUGGGCAUCACCCGCAGGAACCUCAGCCACUUCGAGGUGGAGUUCCUGUGUGACUACAAGAGAGUGCGGGAGGAGGAGUUCUACCUGGUGAAGUGGCGCGGCUACCCGGAGUCGGAGAACACCUGGGAGCCGCGGAAGAACCUGCGCUGCGUGGGCCUGCUGAAGCAGUUCCACAAGGACCUGGAGCAGGCCUGGAUCCGGCGGGACGGCAAGCCCAAGAAAAACGCCCGCUGGCUGGACCAGGGCGUGGCGAACUACGUGGUGCAGAAAGCCAAGCAGCGGCGGGCCCUGUGGCGCUGGGAGCGCCAGCUGAACGCCAAGCGCAACCACAAGGGGCGCAUCGUGGUGGAGAAUGAGGUGGAUCUCGAUGGGCCACCCCGGGACUUUGUCUACAUCAAUGAAUACAAGGUGGGUGAGGGCAUCUCCCUCACCCAGGUGGCGGUGGGCUGCGAGUGCCGUGACUGCCUGGCGGAGGCGGCUGGCGGCUGCUGCUGCCCCGGCGCCUCCCGCCACAAGUUCGCCUACAACGAGCUGGGCCAGGUGCGCAUCCGGGCGGGGCUGCCCAUCUACGAGUGCAACGCCCGCUGCCGCUGCGGGGCCGAGUGCUCCAACCGCGUGGUGCAGCGGGGCAUCCGCUACGAUCUGUGCAUCUUCCGGACCGCCAACGGGCGCGGCUGGGGCGUGCGCACCCUGGAGAAGAUCCGCAAGAACAGCUUCGUCAUGGAGUAUGUGGGAGAGAUCAUCACAUCAGAAGAGGCGGAGCGACGAGGUCAGAUCUACGACCGCCAGGGUGCUACCUACCUCUUUGAUCUAGACUACGUGGAGGAUGUUUACACAGUGGACGCUGCCUACUACGGCAACAUCUCACACUUCGUAAAUCACAGCUGCGACCCCAACCUGCAGGUGUACAACGUGUUCAUCGACAACCUGGAUGAGCGGCUGCCGCGCAUCGCCCUCUUCGCCACGCGGCACAUCCGGGCCGGGGAGGAGCUCACCUUCGACUACAACAUGCAGGGUGAGUGCCCGCCGGGGGGGGCCUGGCCCCACUGCUUGGGGGAGCCCUGGGGUGGGAUCCUCCCCCUGAUGCCUUCUCUCCUCCCCCGCAGUGGACCCGGUGGACGCCGAGAGCACACGGAUGGACUCCAACCUGGGCCGGGCCGGCGGCCUGGCCGGCUCCCCCAAGAAGCGGGUGCGGAUCGAGUGUAAGUGCGGGGCCGAGUCCUGCCGGAAGUACCUCUUCUAGCCCCUGCGUGCCCUGCCGGGGGUCAGGGACCCACGGCCACCACCGCGCAGGGCUCGGGGGUGGGGGUCAGGGGGGCCCAUGCCCACCCUUCCCCCGUUGGACU